CUGGAGCCCCGGUGAAGCCGCCGCGGAGACCCCGCUCGGGAGCCGAGAUGUGUCUGCGCCUGGGUGGCCUGAGUGUGGGUGACUUCCGGAAGGUGCUGAUGAAGACGGGGCUGGUGCUGGUGGUGCUGGGCCAUGUGAGCUUCAUCGCAGCCGCUCUCCUCCACGGCACGGUGCUGCGCUACGUGGCAGCCCCCCACGAUGCUGUGGCUCUGCAAUACCGUGUGGUCAACAUCCUCUCUGUCACUUCCGCCAUCGUGGUCAUCACCUCAGGCAUUGCAGUCAUCGUGUUAUCACGCUACCUCCCCAGCAUCCCUCUGCGCUGGACGGUGUUUAGCUCGAGUGUGGCCUGUGCCCUUCUCUCUCUGACCUGUGCUCUCGGCCUCUUGGCCUCGAUUGCUGUGACCUUUGCCACCCAGGGCCAGGCACUGCUGGCUGCCUGUACUUUUGGGGACCCCGAACUACUGGCACUGGCGCCCGACUGUCCCUUCGACCCCACUCGCAUUUACAGCUCCAGCCUGUGUCUCUGGGGCAUCUCGUUACUGUUCUGCAUGGCAGAGAGUGUGUUUGCUGUCCGCAGUGCCCAGAUCACCCACCAGUUGCUGGAACUGAGGCCCUGGUUGGGGAAAAGCAGCCAUCACAUGAUGCGGGAGAGCCCAGAGCCUGUGGAGGACCAUGACCUGCUGAGCUGCACUAGCUCUGGGCUGAUGACCCUUUGACAGCUGUUGCCUCACCCAAGCCCCGUGGCCACUGGGGCCCUCCAGCCAACUCUGCACUGUGAUCAGGCCAGGAUUCCUGGAGCCAGCCAAGAGGGCUCAGUGCCACUCCAGGCCCCCGGUGGGUCUUUCACCGCUCUCCCCCAGCCACCCAGCCCACUGCACUGAAACGAGACUUUAUUCUGAAGACGUUAAAAAGAACAGAGAUGCUCCACGUGGAUGCAUGCAGCGGGGGAGGGGACUCGGCCGGGGGGCCUGUGCUGCUCUCCCACACAGGACACUGUGGGUGGCGCUCUAGGUGUGUCUGCCCAUCUGUCUGUGGGCCUGUGUAUCUGAGAGAGACAAGACACACAGAGGGGUCCGUGGGUCUGUGUUCAUCAAAAUGCUGAAACGCAGGCGGGGGUUCAUGGGACUCACAGCUGGGGGGGCUGGAAGCAGGAGGUUUUCCUUUUGCAUCAUGGCCUCCGGGCCAACAAGGGCAGGGGCAGGCAAGGUUGAGGCCCUCCUGCAGGGAAGGAUGGCUCAAGGAAGGUUUCUCCUCAAGCCCCCAAACCUCUGGAAUCCUUCUCUCCUCUCCAAAUAAAAAGACAGGC
Molecule: messenger RNA, 1306 nt
Organism: Lipotes vexillifer (Yangtze River dolphin)
Lineage: Eukaryota; Metazoa; Chordata; Mammalia; Artiodactyla; Lipotidae
Gene: TMEM54
Product: transmembrane protein 54
Exons: 6
Coding region: 48-716 (222 amino acids)
Source: RefSeq, a predicted model, not a curated record